Ricinus communis (castor bean) is the source of this 951-nucleotide messenger RNA. RefSeq lists its product as uncharacterized. The record is from RefSeq and is a predicted model, not a curated record. NCBI's taxonomy places the organism in Eukaryota, Viridiplantae, Streptophyta, Magnoliopsida, Malpighiales, Euphorbiaceae. The transcript has 3 exons. The coding region runs from base 146 to 685 and encodes 179 amino acids.
CCAAACCUUUCCUUCUAUAAAAACAACCCCUCCUCUAUAUUCUCUCCCUCCCGCUCACCAAACUCUUUUGCCUGUUUUUUCACUUCUCAAUACAAACCAGAAACAAAAAACAAUAAGGAAAAACAGAAGAAACCAACACCAUUCUAUGGCUCCUUUGAGAUUACCAUUGGCUCUCUUUCUUUCCUCCCUCUUUCUCCAUGCCGCUCUAGGUGAGAUUGUGUGUGAGGAUUUGCCAGAGGAUGUUUGCGCAUUUUCUAUAGCAUCAUCUGGAAAGAGAUGCUUGUUGGAGACGUAUGCAAAUAGAGAAGGAAAGGUGGAGUACCAGUGCAGAACAUCAGAGGUUGUUGUUGAAAGAAUGGCAGAUUACAUUGAGAGUGAUGAAUGUGUAAAGGCUUGCGGUGUUGAUAGGAACUCUGUUGGUAUUUCUUCUGAUGCUCUUCUUGAACCCCAAUUCACUGCCAAGCUUUGCUCUCCUGCUUGUUACCAGAAAUGCUCCAACAUUGUUGACCUUUACUUCAAUUUGGCUGCUGGUGAAGGUGCAUUUUUGCCUGACCUGUGCGAUGCAUCCCGGACCAACCCGCACCGAUCAAUGAUUCAACUGAUGAGCUCAGGCGUGGCCCCUGGUCCUAUUACCAGCGAGGCAUCAGCAGCCUUGGUUGGAGCUCCUGCUUCCGCUCCUAUGUAAUAAUAAUAAUAAUCAUCGGCCACAUAUUUUAUUAUUAUUAUUAUUAUUCAAUGGCUAAAAUUUUUAUUUUUAGUCAAUUAGUGUAAAGCAGAAUCAGCAAUAAUAUUUUUUAUAAAUACUUGAGAGACAUAUAUAUAUAUAGAGAGAGAGCCAGUUAUUGGUGUUGGGUUGGGUUUGUUGAUCAGAAUUAUUAGUAUUAUUUUUAUUAUUAUUUUGUCUCAUAUACAAUAUAUACCAUUUAAUAUUUAAUAGAAGAAUGUUGCUUA